Sitodiplosis mosellana (orange wheat blossom midge) is the source of this 3719-nucleotide messenger RNA. RefSeq names its product matrix metalloproteinase-14 (gene Mmp1). Gene Ontology annotation, biological process: proteolysis; extracellular matrix organization; collagen catabolic process. The record is from RefSeq and is a predicted model, not a curated record. The coding region runs from base 822 to 2540 and encodes 572 amino acids. Gene Ontology annotation, molecular function: metalloendopeptidase activity; zinc ion binding. Gene Ontology annotation, cellular component: extracellular matrix. Lineage: Eukaryota; Metazoa; Arthropoda; Insecta; Diptera; Cecidomyiidae. The transcript has 8 exons.
CUGUAUGGAGCAGUGGCACGCAACGCACGACGGUCACACAGAAUUUACAAUAAAAGUGUUUUCGUUUUGCCUGAGGUGAUUAGUCGCGAUCCCGCAAUCGACUAUAACGUAUCACAUACACUAGCGUUUGAAAGCGUUCCGUUCCUCAUUGACAGGAAAAAUAAAAAAAAAAAGGAAUAUUUAUAGAUAAUCAAAUAUUCAAACGAAUCCAUUGAUUUGAAGAAUUAACAAAAAAGUAAUCGCGAUUUGUUACGAUUGUUGUUUGUUUUUACUAUCGAGUUAAUUUAGUUUAGUUGAAUAUCGAUAUCGAAAGCGAGGAAACGACCAAUUUACGGAAAAAUUAUCGAGAAAAUAUCGUGUGUGUUGAAUUCUAUAAGCAGAGAAGCAAAACAAAGGAAUACACGCUCAUCAAUCACAUAUAUCUGCGAUAACCAAAAGGAAUAAUUCAGUUCGUUUUUUUAAACCAUUAUGAGAUAGAGAGAGAGAGAAAAAGAGAAAAAGUAAAUAGUUAAAUAAAUCUUGUGGCGAGAAAAUCGAAUUGAGAAAUUCAGUAUAUUUAUAUAUAAAUCAACGAAAUUUGAAUUUGCGUAAAAGAAAAUAAUUGUGAUUAGCAAAGUCAAGCGAAAAGUGUAUGUGAAAUCUAUUUAAAGUUGACUAAGACAAGAGAAUUACUGAAACGUGCAACAAUUGUGGUUUUGUUGGACCAAUUGACGUUUUAUAGAAUUUCUUUUAUGUUCUUUUUUUUUACUUUCAUCGAAUUCAACUGUAAUUGACGAAUCUUAAUUAGUAUUUUAUAACUUAUUCACUAGACGAAUGAUAAAAUGAUUCAAAUUAAUGCAUUAGUUCUACUGAGAAUCGCCGUUAUCGCGAUAAUUGCAAUUCUACCAACGACUGGCGCACCUGUACAGACGACAACACAAGCUGAGAUUUAUUUAUCACAAUUCGGAUACUUGCCACCCACAGCCAGAAACCCAGCCAGUGGAGGUCUUCUCGAUGAGAAUACAUGGAACAAGGCAAUCAUGGAUUUCCAAAGUUUUGCCGGUGUGAAUAUCACAGGCAAUCUUGAUCCGGAAACAAUGGAAUUAAUGUCACUGCCGCGAUGUGGUGUUAAGGAUAAAGUUGGCUUUGGCACUGACUCACGAUCAAAACGGUAUGCAUUGCAAGGAAGCCGAUGGAAGGUGAAGAACUUAACCUAUCGGAUUUCAAAGUAUCCGAAAAAGUUGAAUCGAGCAGAGGUUGACAAGGAAAUCGCACGAGCAUUCAAUGUUUGGAGCGAAUACACCGAUUUGACUUUCACAGCGAAACGCACAAAUCCCGUACACAUAGAAAUCCGUUUCGAAGAAAAUGAACACGGUGAUGGUGAUCCAUUUGAUGGACCAGGCGGUACUUUGGCUCAUGCAUACUUCCCAGUCUAUGGUGGCGAUGCCCAUUUUGAUGAUGCAGAAUACUGGACAAUUGGUAGCAGUCGAGGCACAAAUUUGUUCCAAGUAGCUGCCCAUGAGUUUGGCCAUUCGUUAGGUUUGAGCCAUUCAGACGUACGUUCAGCAUUGAUGGCACCAUUCUACCGUGGAUUUGAUCCAGUAUUCCGUUUAGACUCCGAUGAUAUUCAGGGUAUCCAAGCUUUGUAUGGUCGUAAAACCGCCUCUGGAAGUUCCGGAAGUGAUAGUGAUAGUGGAUUUAAUCCUCGCCCAGCUAACCCACGACCAUCACGACCAAAUGAUGACAAUGAAUUAUGUUCAGACCCUAAGAUUGAUGCAAUGUUCAACACAGCCGAUGGCAACACAUACGCAUUCAAAGAUAACAAUUACUAUCGGCUCACCGAAAAUGCCGUUGCCGAGGGAUAUCCAAAACGCAUUUCGGAUGGAUGGCCAGGCCUUCCCGGACACAUUGAUGCUGCAUUCACAUACAAAAAUGGAAAAACCUACUUCUUCAAAGGCUCACAAUAUUGGAGAUACUCGGGAAGACAAAUGGAUGGUGAUUAUCCAAAAGAAAUUAGUGAUGGUUUUACAGGCAUUCCAGACAAUUUAGAUGCAGCUCUUGUAUGGGGCGGCAAUGGAAAAAUCUACUUCUACAAAGGCAGCAAAUUCUGGCGAUUCGACCCAUUGAAACGGCCACCUGUAAAAUCAACUUAUCCAAAACCGUUAUCGAAUUGGGAAGGCGUACCGAACAACAUUGAUGCUGCGCUCCAGUACACGAAUGGCUAUACAUACUUCUUCAAAGGAGACAAAUACUAUCGUUUCAACGAUCGAACCUUCUCAGUUGAUGCAGCAAACCCUCCAUUCCCCCGGCCCGUGGCGCACUGGUGGUACGGAUGCCAAAAUAUUCCAGCGACGUUCAGUUCACUAGGUAAUCAUUUAACCGCGCAGCCAAGCAAUAGUGAUUCGGGAGAUGUUGAUGAUUUGGUAUUUGAUGCAGCUGGUACCGAUGAACGACCUGCCCACGAUGAUUACAGCGGAUCUGGAAAUCAACAUCACAUUCUAGCCAGUGCUUUACUCACAUCAAUGCUAUUGUCAAUUUUGGGUAGAUUCAUCUAUUGCUAAAUAAUUAAAAAAAAAAAAAAAACCAAACUGACCACAAUUCUACCCCGUCAAGCAAUAUAUGUUUGCAGACAAGACAAAAUAUUGAGAAGCAUAAAAUUGACUUACAUAUUAAGGAAAUGCCAAAAACAAAUACCAUACACAUACCAGUGUAAAAGUGAGAGAGACAAGAAAUCAUGGAUUUAACAUUUAAUUCCGCCAUUUUUUUUAAAAAACUAAAUCGAAUUGUCCAAAAUCAUAAAUUUAGAUGUUAAAAACGAAUAGAUAGGAUUUUAGAAUGGAAACAACCAAUUAAACUGAAAAUAUUAUGAUCAUAAGGAUUUUAUGUAAUUGAUAAACUUCAGUGCUUUAGAAAUAGGUAGGCAUGUUUUUCUCUUGUGUUUCGAAUUUAAAAAUGAUUUCUUCAAUUGAAUUUAAAAAAAAAAAAAAAAACACCUUUAGGCUCUGUUAAAACAAAGUAUUCAUUUGACAAAAUAACGUGUAGAAUCCAAACUGUGCGAGCAACAGUUUGAACGUACAAAGGAAACAGUCAAAGGCUCAAGGACACAAUUUUCCCGAUGAAUCACUUACAGUCUAUUAUUUAAAAUUUCUUCCGUACGACAAAUGCACAGUAAAAUACACACAUUGACAUCAAUUUUUCGAAUGUCAAAAUCAUUGCAACUACUAUUUUAGAAAUAUAAACCAGAAUGCGCAUUCCAUAUAAAAUAUUAGCUUUGAACAAUCGACUGCAUGUUAAUAAGAUUUUAAAAGCCUAUUUAUUGCGCAAACAUGUUCGAUUUGUAUAUCAUGCGCGCAAUUGAUUGUCACAUCGAUCGCAAUUAACUAUUUCUUUUUUUUAACAUCUGUUCAUAAAUUUUUUUCAAGAAUCAAAUACUCAAUUUUUUUUCUAUUCGGUGUCUUUUUUUUUUCAUACUAAUGAAGUGGCAACUAAGAGAGAAAAUUCCAUAAUUUUGUAUGUGUAUUGAUGUAGUAUAAGAAAGUGUGCAUCCAAAUAAAUAAUUCUCUGAUUUUAAUUUUUGCACAAGUACACAAAAAUUUCAUUAGAUCAGGAAAUACAAUGAAUCCAUAACGCGCAAUCACCCUGGUGUUCUGCAUUCGAUUUAAUUACAUCCAAAACUCCUACUUCCUGCCAGACAAAAAAAAAAUGGUUCUGAUUCACGUUUUAGUGACGUCCAAUUAAAA